This is a messenger RNA of Effrenium voratum, 405 nucleotides long. The record is from the annotation of a GenBank genome assembly. NCBI's taxonomy places the organism in Eukaryota, Dinophyceae, Suessiales, Symbiodiniaceae.
AUGGUGGGCAAGAAGAAGCAAGCGGAGAAGCUUUCGGAUGCCUCGCUGGGCAAGUUUGAUGCCGAGGAGUCGCGGCGGGCCUUCCUGGAGAUGCAGACCAGCGCGGCCGCGGCCCGCAACAAGAACCGGUCCGCCUUGACCUUCGACGACGAGCCCGAGAAGAAGCCAGAGAAGGAGCGGAAGCCAGAGAAGAAGGGAUACCCAGCGCUGCUCAAGGAGGUGAACAGCCUGGCUGAGGCGCCUGAGCCUCUGAGCAUGUAUGGCAAGCAGAAGCGGAAGGAGAAGCUUUCUGAGGCCACGCUGGGGAAGUUCGACGGGGACAAGUCCAAGGCCGCCUACGAGGACAUGCAGAGGACCGCCGAGCUGAUGCGGAACAAGAACCGCGUGGGACAGGGCAUCUUCUAA